AUGAGCGAGCUAUGGUUAGAUACAACCACUGGUGUUAUCGAGAUAACAGCGACCAAUUCAACAAGGUGUACAGACAACCCUGACGCCAGUUGCUCUACCGGAUACUUUGACAUCGACGCCUCCUCGACAUAUAAGUUCAUUAGCAAUGACCCAACCGACGAAGCUGAUUUCCCCGUGGACUUUGGCAGUGACAAUGUGACCAUUUCCGGCCUUGCCUUAUCAUCAGUUGACCUAGUAGUCAAUAUGGGCACUGAUUUGAAUGAGUUUCUCGGUAUCGGUUAUAUUGUAAGCGACAAAUUAGAUGCGCCUGCAUCAAUCCUCCAGGCCUUGCUUGAUCAAGGACACAUCAAAUCAGCGGCAUACAGUUUGUGGGUAGAUGAACCCACCGGGACAACAGGAACCAUUCUCUUUGGUGGAGUCGAUACGACCAAGUAUACAGGUGAACUCUAUACCAUGUCUGUCCCUGCCGUAAAUGGGACACGCUAUCUUCCCACGGUCCUAAUGACAAAAGUCACUGUUCAAACAAGUAGCGUCUCGCCUGGAAACUCAUCGACUUUACCAACAUACAUGGUUUUGAGCUCUACGUCGCCGCAAACAGUUCUCCCAACCGAAACUGUCGAGCAGGUUUUCAAAGACUUGAAUAUUACAUGGGAUGAAGAGUACCAAGUAGGGAUGAUUGACUGCGGCGCCAGCGAAAAAGACUACAGCAUUACGUUCACAUUUGGCGAUUUCAGUAUCAAAGCCCCAGUCAGUGAUUUUAUUGCUACUGGUAACAGUGACAGAUGUCAGUUCAAUUUUGUACCAAGUCUUGGUGGAACACCAAUUUUAGCCAGCGAUUUCUUACGCAGAGCCUACGUUGUUUACGACCUUUCCAAUCAUGAGAUUUCCAUGGCGCAGAGAGAUUUUGAUGCCGAGGGGGAAAAUAUUUUAGAAAUCGGCAGUGGUGCCAAUCCUAUUUCUAGCGCGAUCUCUGUAUCAGACACUGCCAGUGUGACAGUUCCAACUGCCGUGGUAAAUCCAAGCGGAGCUACGGUACUGCCCACUAAGUUCACUUCUAGUGUUUCUAGUGCUCACUCUACAUCGACCAGCAAGGAUGUGGCGGUUGUUCCGACUGGCUGCCCCAAUAAUCCGAGUCUUCUGGCUGGAGUGAUUGGCGCAGGUCUUUGGAUGGCACUGUAA
Molecule: messenger RNA, 1179 nt
Organism: Penicillium angulare
Lineage: Eukaryota; Fungi; Ascomycota; Eurotiomycetes; Eurotiales; Aspergillaceae
Exons: 1
Coding region: 1-1179 (392 amino acids)
Biological process (GO): proteolysis
Molecular function (GO): aspartic-type endopeptidase activity
Source: RefSeq, a predicted model, not a curated record